AUGAAAAAUGUGUUUCGAUUUUGUGUGUGCAUAAUUAUUUUCACGAACUUGUUAAGCUCACAAUGUAGGAAAAUAAGCAAAGAAACAAUAAAAAAUAAUUACAACCAAGGUGCAAUAUUAUCGAAUGGAAAUUAUUACCAUGAGAAAAGGACACGUGUGUAUUAUAAGGGAAAGAAGACAAACAAUAGAAAUUUGUUUUUUCUUAAAAAUAAAUUAAAAAAAAUUUGGAACGAUAUUACCACAUCGAACAACAAUUAUUCUUCGAAAAAAAAUAAUGAGAAGGAAAACAAAUUCAAUUUUAAAAAUGCCUUGCAAAAAUUCACAUCGAAAGAUAAUAACGAAAUUAUAAACAAUGUAGUGAUAAAUAACAGUACCGUCAUUACCCCAAGUGUCCUUUCCAGUUUGCUGAAACGUGCAAAUAUUCACACUGUUCGAUAUAAAGAUGUUAACACUAUUGUAAAAAUUAUUGAUGACUUUUAUGCCUCUUCCAAUUAUCUCUUUUCUCAUGUCCUUAAGUAUGAAAUCUCUAAAGAUGGCAACAAAAAGAUUUUGCUCAUUUAUGUGAAGGAAUUAAUUCUUCAAAAGGGGUCUAUUAAUAUUAGUCUCUACCGAAUUAGUACCAAGACUGCGAGAGUUCCAUCUGUUCCUUCUACCCCAGAUCUAACGAAACAUGCACAGCAAGGUGUGCCAAAAGAGGGGGAACAAAACAUAGCACAAAAUGAAGCACGGUCCACAUCAUUGCCAGAAGAACCCACAUCAUUGCCAGAAGAACCCACAUCAUUGCCAGCAGAACCCACAUCAUUGUCAGAAACACCCACAUCAUUGCCAGAAGCACCCACAUCAUUGUCAGAAACACCCACGUCACUGUCAGCACAACCCAGCGGCGACAAAGGAAAUGUGGAGGAGGGGGAAAACGAAAUUCUGUUCGAACGUAAAAGCACAGUAAACAGUGGUGACCAUAUUAAAGACAUGUCAAAGUACGAGGUGCAAAAGGAGGGAUAUGUAAUAACCAAGUUGAAAAGAUUUUUCGAAAAGAAAAUGAACAUAAAGGAAAAGAGUAUAUUCGUAUGGGAUGAAAAAAUGUUUGAGGUCCUUGUAAAAUCCAGUGUAUUUAAUUUUGUGCAUGUAAAGUUACGUUAUGAUAAGAUGAAAAACAAACAUAUAUUAGAUAUAAACCUGAUGGAAAAUAAAAAGGUGACAUUUAUCCCAAGUAUAUCAAAAAGUUUUAACUCUUUUUUAGAAUUUUGCAUAAAUAUAACUUUUGCUUACCUGCACAGUAUUAAUUAUUCUGACAAGUUCAGGCUGAAAUUUUUUCAAAAUUUGAAUUAUAAAAAUGAUAAACAUGAUUACAAUUUGAUUUUUCUAAACGACAUUGUGGAGCUGGAGAAACUGAAGAAUAAUUUCCCAAGUUAUUCCAUUUACGGAAUUAACAUAAGUAAUGUGCACAAGAAUGAAUUAAACAAUUCGACCUUAAAUGAGUGUAUAAAUGUUAUGAAGAGGCAAGGUAAUGAAAGUGUUAUCACAAGGGAAAAGAGAGAGCAGGAAGAAGAAGAAGGAGAAAAAAAAGCACAAGAAAAUUCUUACAAAUCAGGACGUCAGUCUUUUAUUCCUUUGUCUUCAUCUGGAGAUUCUACACAGCAGAAAAAUAUCUACAGUUACUUGUGCAAAAAUAAAAUUUUCCUUUUUUUUAUUAAAAGAAUCCACAAUACCAUCUUUGAAUUAAAAAUAAAACUUAAAAAGAACAUGUUUCACAACUUUUUGUAUUUUUUAAAAAUUUACAAUGGUAAGGAGGAGAUACUUACACCACCCUCGACUUCUGAGACAGGAAGCAUGAGCAGUAUGAGAAAGAGGAUAGGAAAAUUACUACCACUUCAAUUUUUUUCAUUUUUUAAAAGUAAAAACGAUAGAGUGUUGUUUAACAGUCUUUACAACAUUUAUGGAUCCAAAUUAAAAAUAUCCAGCUGUUUAAAUGCAUGUUCCUCCAAUUUAUUUGAAAAAUCGAAUUUUAUGAAAAGUUUUUUUAACAUAAAAAAUAAAAUGGAUUUGGUUUUUUAUUUCAAUAUGGAUAGAAAAUUUGUCUCUACACACGAGGAUGGGCAUGCAAGUGAGAAAUCUCCAAAUCUGCACUCUGACUUAACGUCUUUUUUUAAAAAUGCAAAUAACUGGAAAACCGGUUUCAUGUUGGGUAAAAUAAAUAACAUGUACCUAAAUUAUUCCUUUUACUUUCACAAGAAUUAUAAAGUUAAAGUAUUCAAUUUUUUCGUCAAGGCAAAAAAUAUAUUCAUUAAGAGAAAGGGAAGAAAUCCAACGAUGAAGGGAGAACUAAUACCUACUGAAGACAAACAUGUCGUUCUUGUCCCAUUGUACAUGUGCAAAUUAAUUUUGAACGAUGUUUACCUAUUGUUAAAUAUAAAAUUUUUUUUUAAAAAAAAUCUGUGGAAUUAUAAACAAUGGUUGUCGUCUUCUCAUCAGGAACAAGGUAAAAAUGAAAAGAACAAAUGGUUCUAUUAUAACCUAGUUAAGGAGAUGUUCAAUAUGAAAACAAAAAAAAAUCUAUACAGGACAGAUCCUAAUUUUGACGAAGAUAUUAAGCAUGUGAAGGUACCAUGCAUGGAGGGGGGUUCAUCUUCAAUGAGUACUCCAACCGUUAGUACAUACCAAGUGAACAGCGUUAAUUUGAAUGACGCACAGAAGGAAUAUCUUGACAAAAUGAACCUUAUGAUGAACUACAAGUUAAUAUUCCCUGUAUUAUUCAACAAUUAUUUUUUAAACUUGCUGAACUUGAAGUUUUAUCUUUUUCUUAAUUGCAAUUUGUUUGGUGUAGGGGAUGGUAGUACACAUAUCAGUAUUUCAUCCCCUAAAUCUGUCAAAACUUCAACCUCAUUAGUUCAGACAAAUAAAAAUAUGGACAUGUAUAAUUAUCUCAAAUUAAACUUUUUGAAAAGUAAAAAGAAGAUUUACAAUUCUGCAUACGGUUUUGGUGUUCUUCUAUCCAACAUUAAUAUGUUUUUAAAUUUCAAAAUUGGCGCAAGAGGAAUUUUUCCCUCCUUCGUCUUUCAGCUUAAUCAGGAAGAUUCCAAGUUUAAAUACUUAUCGUGA
Messenger RNA from Plasmodium gonderi, 3099 nucleotides. RefSeq lists its product as hypothetical. Bases 1 to 3099 code for a protein of 1032 amino acids. The record is from RefSeq and is a predicted model, not a curated record. The transcript has a single exon. NCBI's taxonomy places the organism in Eukaryota, Apicomplexa, Aconoidasida, Haemosporida, Plasmodiidae.